Messenger RNA from Stomoxys calcitrans (stable fly), 1402 nucleotides. It is a transcript of the gene mRpL28, whose product is annotated as large ribosomal subunit protein bL28m. NCBI's taxonomy places the organism in Eukaryota, Metazoa, Arthropoda, Insecta, Diptera, Muscidae. The record is from RefSeq and is a predicted model, not a curated record. The transcript has 5 exons. Gene Ontology annotation, molecular function: structural constituent of ribosome. Gene Ontology annotation, cellular component: mitochondrial large ribosomal subunit. The coding region runs from base 193 to 1116 and encodes 307 amino acids.
UUUGUAUUCAAACGCGAAACGUCAGAACGUGAUACGACAUUUGGCAGACAUAAAAUCCCCAAGUUGUUUUCGAAGUUUAUAAAUUUUAAAGAUUUUGUUCUUUGGAUUCUACAAGAAUUGUUUCAUUCAUAUCGGAGAGACUGGAACUAAACAAACUAAAAUCAAAAAUAGACAGAAUAAGAAACAAGUAUUAUGUCUUAUGCCACCAAGCAAGGUCCCCAGCUGCUAAAUGGCUUUAAACGUUUAGGCCGUUUCGACAAAGGACUGGGCGCCCAGCUUCCUGAAGCCUACAAGAAAUUCUGGCGAGAAUGGAAAAUGACAAAACCAGCGGCUGUUCACUACAUUCCCAAAAAUGGCGAAUGGGAACGUGAUGAAGUUACUAAUGAAAUUAAACCCAUACAAAAUAUUCCAUUGCCUUUGAUCGACCCUCCAGAGACCCACCAAGGUAUUUGGGGUGGUGAAGCUGUCAUCAAGGGAUUUCAAAAGCGUCAACGUCUCUCACGCCGGGUUCCUCAUUUUUGGGUACCGGUUCUAAAACGCUCUGUUGUACACAGUCAGGUGCUCAAUGAAUACAUGUCAGUGGUGGUAACUGACCGAACAAUACAAAAAAUUCAUGAAUGCCAUGGAUUUGAUCAUUAUCUGCUGAAGAAUCCAGCUUGUGAUUUAAGAUCAGCCUUGGCUUUGUCUCUCAAACGCAAAAUACUUCAAGAACUUUUAAACGGCUGUCCCUCUUUGGCAUCUCAACCCACUGAACGUCAGCGAGUCCUUAAAGAAUAUAAAUGCUAUUUAGAAUCGUAUACCCCCGAGGAGAUUGAUUGGUAUGGCUACACAUAUGAAGAAGCCAUUAAAAAAAUGGAUGCCCAAUUGCGCGAGGAAAACAAAGCGCUACCACAUAAAAUUCAAUUUCGCCUCAAGUUAAUUGAGCAAUUGAAGCAGGCCGGUAUAAGUGAAGCAGCAGGAGCUAUGGAAGCUUCUGAUAAACCUUCAACAAAGGAUUCUUCAGGCGGUGAUGCAGAUAUAGAGGCUUUAACGAAAUUGGAAUCCCCUUCUUCAAGUUCAACUCCCUCAAACUGGCUGUCAAAAAUCAAUCCUUUUGGAAAGAAACAAGAAACCUAAAAUAAUUGUUUCUCUUAAUGAUUUUACUGCCGUAUUCCGAUUUGUUAUGAGGUAUUAAAAUAUGAAGAUUAUUUUAAAAUUUAUUAAGAAAUUCUGACAGCAACUAAAACUGAAUAUAUUUUAUUGUUGUCAGAAAUUCGUUGUUAAAUUUUAUAAAUACUUUUCAGAUUUUGAAAAGCCCAAUAGUCGUUACUUUGAUGUCUAUUUGAUGAUUCACUUGUAAAUGAAGAUCAAAAAUUCUUUGAUUUGAAUUGUUUACAUUAAAAAUUUUGGUUUCCUAAGUAAA